Molecule: messenger RNA, 1197 nt
Organism: Lodderomyces oxycetoniae
Lineage: Eukaryota; Fungi; Ascomycota; Pichiomycetes; Serinales; Debaryomycetaceae
Gene: YHB1
Product: Yhb1p
Exons: 1
Coding region: 1-1197 (398 amino acids)
Biological process (GO): nitric oxide catabolic process; cellular response to nitrosative stress
Cellular component (GO): intracellular anatomical structure
Molecular function (GO): nitric oxide dioxygenase [NAD(P)H] activity; FAD binding; heme binding
Source: RefSeq, a predicted model, not a curated record
AUGACCCAAUUAUACCAACAAAAGGAAUUGACCCCAAACCAGAUCAAAUUGAUCAAGGAAACUGUUCCUAUCUUGGAACAAGCAGGCGAGACAUUAACUGCUAAAUUCUAUAAACGAAUGCUUGGUGGGUACGAUGAAGUCAAACCAUUUUUCAACGAGACUGAUCAAAAAUUAUUGAGACAGCCAAGGAUACUUGCAUACUCCUUAUUAAAUUAUGCAAGGAAUAUUGAAGAUUUGACUCCGUUGUUGGGAUUUGUUGCACAGAUUGUUUCGAAACACGUUGGUUUACAGGUUAAAGCUGAACAUUAUCCAAUUGUUGGAUCCUGUUUAAUUGAAACUAUGAAGGAGAUAUUGCCGGCUGAAAUUGCCACUCAAGAGUUUAUUGAGGCCUGGAGCAUUGCUUAUGGAAAUUUGGCUGCCAUUUUAAUUGACUUGGAGGCCAAUGAGUUUAAAAAAGAACCAUGGAAUAAUUUUAAGGAGUUUAAGGUUACCAGGAUGAUCGAGGAGUGUCCAGAAGUCAAAUCUGUUUAUUUCACCCCUGUAGAUGGAGGCGAAAUUGCACCAGUUAAACCAGGUCAAUAUGUUUGUAUUAGAUGGAUGACACCAGGAGCCAAGUUUGAAAAAUCUAGAGAAUACUCCAUAUCUCAACCCCCUAGAAAUAAUGAGUAUCGUAUUUCAGUACGUAAAUUACCUGGCGGAGUUGUAUCUACCUAUAUACACGAACAGUUGAAAGUUGGUGAUAUCUUACGUGUUGCUCCACCAAAUGGUAAUUUCAUUUACGAUGCCGAAGGAGCUAAAAAGUUGACUUUGUUAUGUGGUGGUAUUGGUAUUACUCCACUUAUUUCGAUCAUGCAAGCUGCUUUAUCAAAUGGAUGUGAAAAAAUUACUUUGCUUUAUUCAAAUAGAACUGAUGACUCAAGAGCUUUUGGUCCUUUCUUGUCAGAUUUGAGUAAGCAAAACCCAGGUAAAUUAGAAAUUAUUGAAUUUUUCGACGGGGCAUACAGUGGGAAACAUAGUAUUGAAGGUGCUCAAGUAUAUGAAAGAGCUGUUCAAACUGGUGAUUUAGAUAAGUAUACUGAAAAUGGAGAAGAUGUUUAUUUAUUAGGACCAAGAGGAUACAUGAAGUUUAUCAAGGAGUAUUUGGGUAAGAAGGGUACUGAGGUUAAGUUGGAGUACUUUGGUCCAUAUGACCCAUGA